Penaeus monodon (black tiger shrimp) is the source of this 2046-nucleotide messenger RNA. RefSeq names its product leucine-rich repeat extensin-like protein 5. The record is from RefSeq and is a predicted model, not a curated record. NCBI's taxonomy places the organism in Eukaryota, Metazoa, Arthropoda, Malacostraca, Decapoda, Penaeidae.
CUCACGCAACAUCCGUGCUGGAGCCCUCCGCAUGCCCUCUGCAGACAGGAGGCAUCGCCCACCAGAAGCAUUGCUCGCGCAGGCCGUUCGCUGUGGUUAAAACUUGCUGGUUUACUCCUCUCCUGGGAUUGUCUGAAGUGUUUUCGGCCUUGUUUGUCCCUCUUGCUGGGUAGUCUGGCACCCCGAGAAGACUGGAAACUUGUCUCGACUGCUCGUGUGCUCGAACAAAAUACAGAAGAUCAAAACGUUUAGGACGUGGAUGUAUUCUCGGUGUUUAAGCUCCGACUCUAAAAAAUAUAUAUCCAGAAGUCAUUUCAUGUGUGAUACUCGUCUAAAUAAGGAAUACUAAAGGCAAAUCGCCAUCAAAAUGGAAAAUAUACGCAAUAUCUUGUUAUUAGCAACUUUGCUCUUUGGUGGUGUAUAUGUUGCAGACUCAGCCCACACAGGGAGACAGGGUGAAGGACGCUCGGUGGACAGCCCUAGUAGUAUGACCCUUUUCAACCUAAUCAAGAACACUGAAAAAGCAGUUACUAAGAAGUGUGUCUUCGAUGAUAACUGCCUGAUUGAUAACAAAAUGAAAGAAAACACAACGCAGCAAGACCAGGACAGUGUCACGGUGAACAAGCACAGUGCGAAGAGCGUGUUUGAAAGAUCAGAACUGAGAAGGCCAUUAGCCGGAUCUCCACCGGGCCAUCGUGAGAGGCGUGCUACUGUUGCAUCAUCGCAGUCUGUUUCCCUUCCUCCUGACUUCCCUCUGCUGCACCAGGAUGAGCCACGCCUUUCUUUGCAUGACACAUCUGAUCCUCAUCCCGGUUCUCUGCCCAGUAAGACGGUCCCUGAGGGAAAUAGCACAAUUACUUCUGGUACUGGCAAAGUCGCUGGCAGUGUACAUCAGGAUGUCGCUCCUACCUCGAGCGCUCCACGGCCCAAUGCCACUGGCUCUGACCUGGCUUCACCUCAAUUGGCCCCUGGCUUUCACGACCUCCAUGCUCCCCAGCACGUUGCUCAACGAGACGAGGUCACGAUUCCCUCUCACCACGAAGCACAGUCCACGUUGGAAUCGGGCGGUCAGAAUCCUCACCGGAAAAGAAGCCCCGACCAUUACUUCGUGGAUUCCAGAGAAGUUGAGAGCGCCGAGGAUCAAAGUUCCGUGGGUCUGCGGACAUUCUGGUCUCAAUCUUACUGGAUCUCGGGUGCUCCUUCGCCUUUCCAUCAUUACCCGACGCGUCCAGGUCUCCCGACUUCUCAUGGCUUCAAAUCCCCGACAGCCUUUAGACCUUUCUCGCCUCAAUCGGCUUUUCCCAAGGCGCCAGCAUUUCCACCCGUGCCCAGCAUUUCACCUUCUCCCUUUUCAUCUAUCUCGGCACCAUCACCUGAUUAUGCCUUUCCUUCUGCUCCUUUCACACCUGCCCCGAGCGUAAUACCUCUCACUCACCGACCAUCUUUAACUCUGAAAAACUUUCCGGUGUCAAAAUUUCCGCCUGUUGUGCCAUCACCCGACCUAUCAUCAGCCACAACUUCUCCUGUGCAUUUCCCAACUUCACCUUCUCCCUCCCUGCUUUCUGGAUCUUCGAUAACCUUUUCCCCUUCCCCCAUUUCCUUCCCAACAGGUAAUACUUCAGCUUUCAGAUCGCCUCUCAAUUUCCCCACAGACAUAGACACCAGAGCGCAUGGUAUCAGGCUCUCUGUUGAUACCCCUGACGUUCAACAACCCGUAACUCCAGUGGCCUUUGAUAGAGCUUCCCCUGCCACGUUUUCCCCUACUAGUCCCCCACCCACCUUACGCCUACCGUAACCCUAGCCAUACCCACUGCCGUCUCUGCUAUCUCCUCUCCCACUCCGACGGCCUUCCCUUCUGAUGAUGACGGCCUAAUCGGCGUUCGAGUGAGUAUCACGGCGCCCAACAGACCCUGCGCGGAACCUUGCAUGUUUCGAGCGGCGAAAAACGUUUGCAAACCGGACUUCGAGUGCAUGAAAAGAUCAGUUGAACUGCGGACGAGAAAUAGGACGAGGACGGACAAAAACUGAUGUACCUGAUAUAUGCUU